This is a messenger RNA of Xyrichtys novacula (pearly razorfish), 2700 nucleotides long. The record is from the annotation of a GenBank genome assembly. Lineage: Eukaryota; Metazoa; Chordata; Actinopteri; Labriformes; Labridae.
AUGAGGAGAGAGGACGAACACAAGGACGAGAUAAAACAGAGCGCGAGCGAGGAAGAAGAGAAGCGACCAAAGCAAGGACAAGGUGAAGGAGAAGAGAGAUAUUUUAUUCUUUUGCUUAAAUUCACAGAGGAAGAAUUCACAGUCUCCUCAUUUCUUAACUCUCCAGUCCCAGACAACAAACGUAAGAUGGCGAGACGGAAAAACAGGCCUGAGGUAGAUAGGAGGAGAUAGAAAAUAAAAAAGAAAGUUACGUAUUUUAAAGUCAAACUGAAGAGCAGGGAAGGAGUGAGACCUCUGAGGACAUAAAGUAAUGUUAAAGCAGACUCAGUGCUAUAAUAUCAGUAGUUUUUGGCUCAGAGAUCCCUGUGUGGGCUCACGAACAGUUAAUCUCUCCUGACAGGAUCUUCAUUUGAAUAAAGAUUCUGUCAGCGGCGUGUGCUGCUGGUUCGCUUAAGAGGAGGACCUACAGGAGCUCAAAUUGCUUUGACAUAUCACAGCUGAUGGGAGGAAGACGCCGUCCUACCUGAGACACCUCAGCGUUAACUUCAAAAUCUGCAGGAAUGUCAGGAAGAAGUGGCCAAAUCUGUUUCCGAGAUAUUAGAGAGGCUUAGAUGCUGCACGUCAGAAAAAUGCCAUGUGUCCUUUUGAUUUUUACAUUCGAGCUGCUCUUCAGUCAGCUGAUGUUUGUCAGAUGCACGGGGCAGAUAUUACAUAAAACUUUACGGGCAGUUAGGUGGUGGGAGAAAAGAUGUGAAAUCGUGUUGUCAGUAGAGAGACAGUCUUAGCUUCGAAACUUAAAUCUCUGCAUGUUGAUUUUACUUUUCUUUAAUCUCAGAAUGAAAAUGAUCUGUUACUUUAAUGGUUUAUUUAGGGGACGAUGCUCCCUUUGCAAAUAUUGGGGGACACGUCGAUCGAGCCCUCUCUGAGAUCAUUGCCAUUGGCAUGGAUGCCAUAGUUAGGAAAAAGGGGGACUGACCACUUUGAGUUUCAGUCCUUGAAGGAUCUGGAACAAAUACUGUUAUAAAUUAAGUUUUACUGGCAAAGAAAUCAGUACAAUUUAUUAAUCUUAAUGCACGAAGUUUGGAGUCUCCCUCUGUUCCUUCGUGUCCCUAUCAAAUGUGUAAAAAACUGAGGCCUGUCUAGCCAGAUUAUUCAUCUGACCACAGUGUAACGAACCAAGUGACUGAUGUUUGAGAAUCCUAGCAUCAAAACCAUAGACCGCAUUAAAAAUGGAUAUAGUCUCAGUGACAGCAGGCAUUGGUUUCAUUUUCUGAAGAAGAGUUUCGAAGUAGGAAGAUGAUGGCUGCCAUAGUGGAAAUACUGACCAACCUUAAAGCUUCUGCUAGGCGCCUCCUGUGGACACAGAAGACUUUACAGGUCUUCUGUGACUUAGUAUAAAACCCACUCUUUUCGUGAGACCGGCGCCUUUCAGAAGAUGAUCGUUGAGUGUUUCUGCACCAUCCAGGAGCAUUUUCAUCCAACAAAGACGUUCUAUUCAGAGACUGUCCACAUCCAACGCCCCUAAAACAUAGGUAAUCUGUGAUGAUUAAUGUAGUUAAGAUAAUGAAUCAGGGUUAUUUGAUUUGUUAGCUGACGAUCCACAAAAGAGGCUGUCAUCUUUGUUUUGGCUUGACGACCAAUCAAAGGCUGCAUAUGCAGUGAGUUGACCUGAGGCCAGUGCAACCUGAGACAGAGUGCCUUCUCAUGGUAUAGAGAUAUAAAAGAUAGAACUCUUUUGAAUGGAUUCAUCCCAUUCAGUCAAACUGUGCUCUUUUUGUCUAUAAUACUUCUGUUGUAUUAGCUGCUGUUUAAAGACAAGUGGAAACAAACAGAUCGCACCACAGCAAUUAUGAUACUCAGAAACACCCCACAGACCAAAGUCCCUUGUUGUCCCAGGCUGUAAACAUGUUUACAUGGACACUAUAGAAUCAGUUUUAAGUUAAAUCAGACACAAACAUACUGUAUAUCUGAACCUGGUGUGUGUAGCCCCUUAAAAGCAGACGAUGCUGAAGUUGAUUUACUCUGAGGUCAGAAAUCCCCUGCCUCUCUUUGCUCUUCCUCUCUCCCUCUCCUUCCUCCUCUUCCCCUCAAACAUUUCUCAUCUCCUCUCCUAGAUGGAAUUCACAAAGUGAUUUUCUCCUCGUUCCUCUAAAUCUCUUGAUCACUUUAAUUUUUUGCUAGGCUGCUUCAUCGGUGUCCUGGGAAACAGAACGGAGGAGGAAGGGGGCAGGAGGAGAGGGGGAAAAGCUGAUGGGCGAGAGACUGCAAACAAGGCUGGGUGAGCGUGGAGAGAGAGGAAGAGAGGGAGAGGAGUAUGGAGUUAAGGCUUUAUCAGUGAGUGCCCUGAGGUAUGUGGGGACGCUGCUGAAUCCAGAGAGAUUAGGGGAAAAAUGCAGCACAUGGCAGUAAGGGGCUUACGCCACAGCUUGUAUUAGUUCAGGUGAAAAGAGUAUUGCUUUUACAUAAAACUGGACAAAUCCAGCCACAAUGCAUUUCCCGUUGGACCACAAUGGGGUCCUCUAUCUGUGGACCUCACCUCCUGUCCCCCCGGGUUCCCCAAAGCUCCUCUAUCUAAACAGGAGGAGAGACGGAGGAAGGAGGAGAAAACACAGCCGGGCAGGAGCAGGAGGAGGAGAUAUGGCGCCGGACCAAACUUCAUUUUCAGAGUUUACACGUUGUCACGAGGUGGCAAAGGCGUAA